UUUUGUAUGUUUGUAAUUUGUGCUUGUAAUUUGUGCGUAAUUUGAAAUAUUGGUUAAAGUUUGUGCUUUAACUUUUUUCAGGAAUGAAGAAACAUAAAAUGAAAAAAACUGAGCAAACCAUUUUGUGUGUUUCAUGCAUUUAAUCACCAAGUCUAGGAAAAUUUCUUCAACAUACUGUGUGUCAUUAGCAUAUUUAGUUAAAAUGUAUUUUUACAACUUUUUGGCACAUUUUUCAUGUAAAAACUACCCAACUAGAAUAAUUCAAACUUUUAUGUUUAGCAUCUCGUAUUAUCUACUACAGUAUAUAUUAAAUUCAGAUUCAUCAAGUAAAAAUUAAUGUACUGACAAGUAACCAAUAGCAUCUGGUCCCUUUAAUACUAUGUACCUAUUUGCUCUUUCUGAACAAUACAGAAAAUAAACUUCAUUUGGGUUACAACUCACACAAAGUUGUUUGAGAUUACAUCUUUAAAACUGAAAUUAAACACAUUUAUAUACUUACACACAUUGAGGCUGAUGAUGAUGAAGUCAUUACUAACAAUGAUACUACUUUUUUUUUUUUUAUUUAUCUUUUUUUCUCUCUCUCUCCAGAAAAAAGAGACCAUGUGGUCACUGAAGCUGCUUCACACUGCUGUCUGGGAGCACCGGUGGUAUGACGCCUUCAGGCUCUUGCCGUGUGUUGUCACCCAGGCAUUUCCACAUCUUUCCCUGGAGUUCUUGUGGAAGAUGAUGGAUGUCAUCACCAGAAAUGUCCCAAGUCUGUCUGUGGAUGACAGAAAAAAAUUCAGGUCCAUUCUUCAUGGUAUGCAAUUAAAGACACCACUGUAUCAUGACAUUUUAUCACAAGAUCUUCUAGGAGCAACUGACAGAGAUGCUGAUGAAUUGUUGCAGAUGAUUGAGGACAUCCAGAACCAAAGGCAGCCUCCAGCUCAGGGGACUGAGACCAGCAUGUACAUACAUUCCAAGGCAGUGUCUGAUGGUCAGGUGCACUACCACUGCCAGAAGAGCUCCUUGCUGAAUGCCACGUCAUCUUCCCAGCCACUGGACGAUGAGGAGCACGUGAGUCACCCCUUGUCUGUCCUGCAGGCGAGUGGUCACUGGCAACUGAGUGAAGAACCAAUAGGCCCUGUAGACCUUCAAAGAGCUUUCAUGAGGCACUUAAGCCUGCUUGCCAAGAAACGCAGGAAGAGAGUGAAAGGCAUCUCACUAAGGUCUGAGCAAAACUGCAUCCCAAAAAAAGAAGGCCGUCCAACAUACCCAAGAGAGAGUACAGAAAACAUCAGAGGUUGCAACUGUCACUAUAUCUCAGGACCUUGACCAGGAGACUCAAAGAGAAGGACUUCAUGAUUUUACUGAGUGUGAGGAGAAUCUUACACAACUUUCACCAUCUAAGGAUUCUGCAAACCAUUAUAUUUUGAAUGAAGAGACUGGAUUGUCACCAAGAUCUCUAAGAAACAUUUUUGAUGCAUCUUCUGAAAAUUUUCUCACCAGCACUCAGACCAGAGAUGAGAGAUGCAGAGACCAAAAGAAACUUGUAGAGAAUCCUGAAUUGAAUGGCACUAGCAUUAUAUGUCAGGAAACUAAUAAAAAAUUUGCUUCAUCAUCUGGUGCUACAAAGACUAAAGAUGGUCAUUGUUCUCAGAGCAAAAUAAAAAAAUGCAAAAGCCUUCCCAGUGUGACAUCAAAAAGGAAAUAUUUUGGUGAUCAUACUGAAUCUAAUGAUAGAGGAGAUGGAAAACGGGAUUCCACUGAAAAUAAGAAGGAUUCCGAAAGUAUGUCUGUAAAAGCUAAAUCAAGAACACGAAAGAAAAGGAAGCUUCCUCAGAGAAAACAAUCAGUGCCCCAACCUGCUGCUCAACCCAUGAGAAUCAGAUUAAUCAAUAGGAAAUUAUAUCAGUCAUAUAGCAAAGGCGCCACAACAGUGAGCAACAAAACAGUGGUGGAUGCAGAUCAAAAUUGCUUGCCAGAAGAAGACACCAGCACCAUCUCUUGCUUGACAUAUAGACUUGGCAGUGACAGAAGUGUUGGUGACAAUAGACAGCCUGUUGAUUGUCAAGAGGAAAGAGCUCAUGAAGUCCAAGGAGUAGAAGAUGGUUUUCUACAGCAAGAGGGAGAAGAGGAACAUGGUAGUUUGGUUGAAGUAGAGAGCACUUGUGUAGAAAAUCCAGAAAAGAAAAAACUGCUCUCUGAUGAAUCACUAAGCGUAAAUACUAAAGUGGCAAGGCAUGAUGUGAAUGUUACUUUGGAGACAAGUGUGAGAAAUACUAAAGACAGAAGUAAAUGUUGUAUUGCUUCCUCAGACUCUGCACAAAAUGUACCUGACACCAGAACUUCCUUUCAUAUUUGUGAACUAAAAGGUGACAAAUCAGAAUGUAGUGCAAGUGGUGAAGAUAAAGAAAAAAAAAAUGAAAAAGACAUCAGUUCAAGAAGUGAUGAAGAUAGUGCUUCCUCCCCAGAUCAGCCUGCACCAUUGAGUCAGUGUGGCCAAGGAUUCUUUUUAACACAAGAGAGGGAAUCUGGUGAGCUUUUGCUGUCACCAGACGGCAAAGAAUCUGAAAGUCAGAAACCAGAACAUUGGAAUUUAAAAGAUAUUAGCCUGGCUGAGUUGGAAAAACUAAAUAUGGAAGAUCUGGAGCAUUUUCUGUUCAGCGAACUGGCAGAGGAACAUUACAGUGAGUCCAUUGGAAAUGAAGAAAAUUCCUCAGGAGUGCAUAACUGGCACUCAAACAAAACUACAGAUGGGUUAUUGGAAUCUGUGUCAAUGCACCGAAGCCCUAUGGAGGGUUCCAGUGUCGCCACUUGUGUCGCUGAAGAGGAAACAUUGCUCAAAGCUGAAGAUUGGGUGCAGGUUCAGAGGAAACUAAGUGAACCACAACAAGAAUCUCCAUGUAAAGAAAGAUGUGAUUCACAAAUAGAUGUACAAAAUUUUGAGAAAUCUUUAGGUUUAGAACAUAAAUUCCCUCAAAAAUCAUUAGAUAAGAUUAAAUCUGCACCAUUUCAUUCAAAAAGAAUAAAGAGCAAUUUUAAAGUCCCAGUAAUGGAUUGUAUUAAAGAUUUACCAUGCCAUUUUGAAAAUAGACAGUCUUAGGCAGAAACGUCAUCACAAAGAGACAUCACACUAGUACCCGAAGCCAAGGAUCCCACACUGACAACCAGCAAGCACCAUUUCAAGAAUAGAAGUAAAAGACAAGAAUCCUUGAUAAGAUGGACAGAAGGUCUCCCUUUUGAUACUGAAAAGUUACUGGCUGGCUUACAGAAAUCACUUCAUAAAGACAGCACAUUGCAGAUGGACAAGAUAGCCUUAAAUACCAGUCGGUCUGUGGAUAAAGAAAAUGAGGAAGACCGAAGUGUGACAGGUUCAACAUGUAUGAAUGAUUUAAUGUACAAUAGUGAAAAAGGGGAAGAGACUCAUGGGACAUCACCUCAUUCAGAAAACAAAAUUGAUCUGGGGAAUGAAGCUCCAUCAAGGAAGCGUACAAGAGCUGACAGGACAUCAGCCACAGAAUCAAACACUGGCAUUACUGUUGAGGAACAGAAAUCAUACAGCAAAAAAGAGCCUAACAGAAUUGAGAAAAUAAAAAGGAAACCUAAGAAGAAAAAGAAAAGUUCAGAUGAAAGUCCAGGUCACUGUGAGGUAACAGAAUCAAGUCCUGCUACACCUCAAGAGAAAAAGGUCAGAGAUAGUAAAUGUGAAAAAGGCGAGAGAGACCUUAGGAAAGAGAAAAAGAAAAGAAAUACAAAACAAUAGGAGAGUGAGAAAGGGAGUUGCGGCAUGAACCAAAGAAACGAUAUCAGGCAUGAAGAGUAUGAAAAAAAAACAGUUAUCUUAGUGUGAGUGUGGAAAAUUUAGAUUUCAAAGCAACCAAGCAUGAGAAAGACAGUCCAUAUAAGGUAGGAACAGACUUGACUGUGAUGAUCUCAGAACACAGAUGCACUGACUCAGACAAACAGGAGUUAGCUCAGCACAGUGGCAGAACUAGCAAGAGACAGAAGGUGGAAAGCAGCAGACUCAGCAGUGAGUGUAGCACGUCAGAUCAGAACUUAAGCAUCACCAUCUGCAACCAAAUACGGAGGCCCAUCAACAUCCGAAUCACUCUGUGCUGCAGCCCCAAGAGUGACGGCAAUGCCUCCACAGACCAGCAUUCUGUGAUUGGAGGUGGAGGUGGCUGGGAUGACCCUGAUGAGCAGAGGCAAAGCAUGGAGUCACCGAAGGUCUCCACCCCACACAGGAGUCCACCAAGUGCAAGAAAACGGAAGUGCUUUGAGAAUGAUUCAUCAUAAAGGUCAGGCUGCUGAGAUUAUUAUUACUCUAGUUUUUGUUGGGCAUGAACAGUGCUUAUAUAAGAGAAAGUGAAUCUUUUCCCCUUUCCUUAUCUUUUUGUAGGAUGCAUCUUAUCAUUCUGGAUUCAAAGGAUGCAAUUUAACAGCCUUAUUUGAUUUUUUUACAACUUUUGGUCUACAUCCUUGCAUUGCUUUCUAUAUAUUGUUUGUAUAUUGUGUUAAAAUUAUUGCAUCUGUAACUAUUGCAUAGACCUUCAUAUUAUGAUGUGCAAGUUAUUAACUAUGAAAAAAAUUCAGUAAAACCAAACCUUUAACAUUUUAGUUUUGGGAUUUCAGUUUGGUAGCAUCAGUCAGUCACUAUGCUGCUUUAUUUUCGGCAACUGAAUUAUCAUGCUAGGCACUGCUGGGCAUCUCAGCCUCCACCUGCAUGGUUGUCCUGCUGUGCCAGCAGCCACAUGCUGGCCACUUUCAGCGGUAACUAUGUUGCCUUGCAUUACUUAUCAACUUUGGUGGUGUUUUUUGUUAUUGGUACUCCUCAGUUUGAUUACCAUUUUUAUUUUUUUAAUCAAUGACGUUUUUUUAGGUUUCAUGUUCUCAGAUCUUCCAAAGCAUUUGAAAUUCUGUUCUCCACAAGUGCAGCAAAAUUUAGCUGCAUCAAUUAUAGUUUUGUGAUUUUAACUUUUUCCCCUUGAGAGUUUUUUGUUUGGUGAGUUUUAGUGGUUCACAAAGCAUUGGGAGGAGGCAGGGAUGUGCCUCCAACUUUGUGAUGCUUGUGUGUGCCAAGGUGUUCUCACAUCAACCUUAGGGAUUAUUAUAACCUGAGGGUUGAGGAGGGAUGAGUCAGGGAUAUGUAAUAGUGCUUCAGCCAUUAUGUCAAAGUUCUGCAAAUAUUUAUUUACUUUUGAAGAGAUGUAAUGAUGAAGAGAGGAUUUGUGUUUUGGUAGAGGUGUCCAAGUGUGAUACCUUCAGAUGGUGCGGCUGCGUGGAGGGAAGAAGAAGGGAAGUGAUGGAGAGGAGAAAGGCACACUGGAUAAGGAUUAUAGGAUAAUCCAUAAGAUCCUGUAUUGAAUGUGGCUUAUGUUUUGAAA
Messenger RNA from Scylla paramamosain (green mud crab), 5366 nucleotides. RefSeq lists its product as uncharacterized. NCBI's taxonomy places the organism in Eukaryota, Metazoa, Arthropoda, Malacostraca, Decapoda, Portunidae. The transcript has 6 exons. The record is from RefSeq and is a predicted model, not a curated record. The coding region runs from base 514 to 1314 and encodes 266 amino acids.